AAUGGAGGUGUAGGACAUUGCAUUUCAUUGUGUCUAAGAAGACAGCUUUCAUUAAUGCGUGGUAAGAUUGGUCAUAAGAAUGGACACUCAUCCAAAAAUGUUUAAAUGAAAGUUAAAAACUGCGUGAAGAAUCACCCGGGAGAGACGCCCAUUUGGAAUUGAAGAGGCAGAAAGAGGAACACGUGGAAUAGAUGACUCAAGCAGGUCACAGGUAUGAUGGUCUCUGUUAAAAUUAAAUGGUCCUGGGCAUCCCCUAGGUCGACUCAACCUCCAAUGGUCUCUGUUAAAAAAAAAAAACUAAAAAUGUGCUUGGGCAGGAGGGGUGACGAUGUCCAGUGGGCGAGACUGAGAACUGAGUGUCAGCCAAAGGAGAGGUGGGGGACGCUCCAGGCAGAGGAACGUCCACCGCGGAAGACGAAGCGCCGAAAUUAUCUCGAGUGCAGGCGCCUGGCAAAGCGCUGAAUCGCAGGGCCGAGUUUUCGUGGCUGACGAUGGCUUUUGAGGGGGGAGGCCUUCAUCCAGCAGCGGAUUGAUCAUGGCUGGUUUGGGGGGGGGGGGUGACGAUGUUAUCGUUGUAGCCAAUGAAGACUCCACCGUGAAUUCCAGCACCGCUCUGUUCGCCUUGCGUGGCUUCUCGCCGCAUUGGACAGCGCUGUGGCUCAAUGGGCAGGAGGAGCGCCUCUUCCACCCCCACCGCCACAACCACGUGUGUGCUUGUCCUAUUAAAGCUGCCCGGGCUGCCUAGGUUACACGGCACAACGCCUGCGACAAGCCAGCAAGCAGCAGGAGGAGUAGAGUGGAGGAGGGCGCAUCGGUGGUGGUGGUGGAUUGAGCGCCUCUCAAAACGCUCUCAGCAGCAGCAGCCGGAGGAGGAGGAGGGGUGAAGCGGAAUUCCAGAAUCUUCAUUAGCACCCGCAGAUCAUCUUCCGCCACGCAGAAACGCGCGGCAGCUUUGUCCGCCUCACAGGUUCAUCGAGCGUGGCCAGGGAGGAGAAACCAUGCCCAUGCCCGCUCUGCUCCAAAUCGCCGCUCGCUUCCAACAAAGCUGGCAGCCUCUGCCCCCCGGUGCCGAGGAUGAAGCUCGCGGGGCGGCGAGGGCCGACGGUGGCGGUGCAGCAGGAGGAGACGGCGGCGGCGGAAUCUGUCUCGACGAUAGCCUCACCAGCCUGCAGUGGCUCCAAGAGUUCUCCAUCCAGGGCUCGAGCCUGCGGGCUCCGCAAGUGUCUCCCGGUGGCGCUGGCAACAGCGGCGGACUGCAGCAGUUGCAGCAGCAGCUGCUGCUGCUGCAGGACGAGCAGCAGCUGCAAGUGCAGCAGCAGCAGCAGCAGAGGUCGGGACCAGCGCCGUGCUCGCCUCCGGCCGGCGACACCGCGGGCGCAAGGGGGACCCCCGCGUGCACCCCGCAGCGCCCGGCCUGCGGUCGCAGCAGGGAGGGCACCGGCGAGCAGCAGGGGGGGGGGCGAGCGGCCAGCCCGGUGCCGGACGAGGUCGACUACCGCACGGACGCCAGCGUGAAGCCGCCCUACUCGUACGCCACGCUCAUCUGCAUGGCCAUGCGCUCCACCCACAAGAGCAAGGUCACGCUGGCCUCCAUCUACAAGUGGAUCAUGGACAACUUCUGCUACUACCGCCACGCCGACCCCACGUGGCGGAACUCAAUCCGCCACAACCUGUCUCUGAACAAGUGCUUCGUGAAGGUUCCCCGGCAGAAGGACGAGCCGGGCAAGGGGGGCUUCUGGGCCAUGGACCCGCAGUACGCCGACCUGUUCGAGAACGGCAUGGUGAGGCGCCGCAGGAGAGUCGGUCCGGCAAACUUCCACGGCGCCGGUGCCGGCGGCGUCUCCGCGCCCGCGCCGUCCGCGCCGGGCAAGAGCGGCAUGUGGAACGCUCGGCACCACGGCUCCGCUUGGGAGACGGCGCUGCCGGGGGCCGCCCACGGGCCCUGCCUGACCGACGACCCCCGGGGCAGCAAGCGCAAGCAGCCGCUGCCCAAGAGGCUGGGCAAGAUGCCCCGGACCUCCAGCCCCGUCCGCCUUCCCGCGUCGCCGUUCGCGGGCCCGGACGAGCGCGCAAGGGACCACCUGCGGGCCGACCUGGACUGGCAGCAGGUGCUGGAGGACAUGUUCCACGGAGACCUUGGCGGGCUCGGGGAGUUCGAGCUGAGUCCGCCGCUCACACCGGAGAGCGGGGGGGUGGCCGCGGCCGGAGAGCUGGACGUCGACCUCACGAUCCACGGCCACCACAUCGACCGCCCGUCCGAGUGGUGCUGCGGGCAGGCGGGCCUCGAUUCCCUCCUCGUGCAGCAGAGCCGGCUGCACCAGCAACUCUACCACCAUCACCAGCAGCAGCAGCAGCAGCACCACCACCACCACCAGCAGCAGCAGCAGCAGCUGAGUCAGCCGCCGCUGGGUUUGGAUGAAGAGCUGGCUCUGGCCGUGAGUUCCCUGCGUCACCCCUGGGAGGAGAUCCAUGAUGAUGACCUGCUGAUGGGGGGUGUGGUGAGUCUGGCCGAGGUGCUGGACUUCAGCGACGGCUUCUCGGAGAACCUCAGCCAGUGGGACAGCUCGGAGGCAUCUCAGUGAACGCCGCGAGCCUCCGCCAACUUUGCAAUUCGAAACUCUCCGCCUCGGUCUUUUAAUGCCGUCGCGAAUUUCCCAUAGACGGUCGAUGCGGAACACUUUGAAAUGCCUCUGAUUUAGAAAUUGCAAUGGGCAGGCCAACCCCCCACCCCUCACCCCAGUGGUGGCCGUCAAAUGGAUGCAGGCACGUAUCAUUUAAAGAGGUGAAGUCACGUGUCAUUUAAAGCGAUAUUCAAAACAAAAACAGAACAUUGGGCGGCGUUGCGCUCUUGAAGAGAUGCGUUUGUCGUAGUUCUUGACAAUAUGAAUGCAUCAUCAGUGCGUGAAAAGUAGAUGCCACGUGCUAGCUAUACAGCAUGGCCAUGCCUCGUCUGUUAAGGCGCAGGUGUCUGCUCACGCCGAGUGUACAGCAACAACGUGGGGAGCGUAGCACCCGUUUAUUACCCAUGCUCACACACGCCGCUCACUCCAACUCAACGUGUCCAGUACACGCACUGUGAGUCGUUACACUGUUCCCGCAAAAAAAAAGGCUUUUCCUUUAUUUGUUUUAAUGUUUUCGCCAUAAAGAUGAAGGCACCACGGCCACUUGCAUCACGCGUCAUCGCAAAGCGGCAAAACGUAGAAUCCUCACCGCCGUUAAACACUGGGCCUUUGGAGAAGGGAAGUUCCGACACACAAGCAGUGGGCUGCAUGAGAUGUACUGCUCUGUGUACUGCAGCCUCAUCGUAUCCAGGGGGAGUAACGGUGCCUUGAUUCAUCAGUACCGGUCCUUCUGCCGCGCGAUACACGCAUCGUUUCGCGUCUUGCGUUGCACGGCUCACAGUGACCCUUCCAGCCACUAGAGGCUGAUACAUUCACCGCAAUUCAAUAUAUUUGAAAUUACGGUUGCUGAGCACGGGGCCCAAAAAAA
Petromyzon marinus (sea lamprey) is the source of this 3489-nucleotide messenger RNA. Its product is annotated as forkhead box protein J1-like. The record is from RefSeq and is a predicted model, not a curated record. NCBI's taxonomy places the organism in Eukaryota, Metazoa, Chordata, Hyperoartia, Petromyzontiformes, Petromyzontidae. Gene Ontology annotation, molecular function: DNA-binding transcription factor activity, RNA polymerase II-specific; RNA polymerase II cis-regulatory region sequence-specific DNA binding. Gene Ontology annotation, biological process: regulation of transcription by RNA polymerase II. Gene Ontology annotation, cellular component: nucleus.